AUGACAACUAUUACGAAUCAAUGGGCCGCAGCGCUUGCAAAUGCUCCGAACAAGAGAACGGAAACUGCUCAGGUGCAUGCGGAAAACAGACAUCAUCGACAAGGAUCGAAAUAUGGUGUUUCUGCUAAUGGUAAUAGUAAUGCUACAGGAAACGGAUAUACAUCGAUUAACAACUUCAACAGGGCACAACUCAUUCAGGUGACCAAUUCAAAAUUCAAAUAUUUGGAAUCGCAGGCGGCAAAUCACAAAAAUGUGACAUUUUAUAGUAGAAGUUCAGAACAGCAGCAGCCUUGGACAAGGGCAAGAAAGAAGCCGGAGGAAAAACAGAAGAUUGAUUUUCUCAAAGAAAUAAGCAAAUAA
Molecule: messenger RNA, 360 nt
Organism: Brettanomyces bruxellensis
Lineage: Eukaryota; Fungi; Ascomycota; Pichiomycetes; Pichiales; Pichiaceae
Exons: 1
Coding region: 1-360 (119 amino acids)
Source: RefSeq, a predicted model, not a curated record